AUGACGGCGCUGGUGGUGCUGGUCCUGGCGGCUCUGCCUUGUCUGUUGCACGGCCGUCUGGUGCAGGAGGCUGAGGAUGGCUUCGCUGAGUGCAAUGACUUCUUCCUCCAGGGUAACCCUCCGCAUGGCUUCAGUGACCCGACACAUGCCAGGAUCUGCCAGCGGUACCAGGGGGACAAGCAGUUCGCCACCCUGUACAGCACCGAGCACAAGAUCCCGCUCUACUCCGCAUUCCUGUACCGGGAGGGGGCGUCCAGUAUGGAGGGGGACUGGCUGCUGGAGCCGCAGCUGGAUGAUUCAAAGAGCAGUUUGGAUGAAGCCACCAAAGGCUCGGAGCAGAUUGAAGGUCUUGGUACCAACCAGGCUUUAGAGGAAGAUUAUGCCUCAUCCGAUUACCAGCCAAGUCCUCUCUUUCAUAGAGCACCAGCCUUGCUUACUAAUACUGUGCCACUCCCACAGAACUUUAAGGAGAAAUGGGCCACGGAUGUGGAUCAGCUGCUUAAGGAGAAGCUAGUGCCUCAAUGUGGAAAUGGAGGGAACUUGCAUAUUAUUGUCGGUGCUGUCCCAUCUAGUAAUAAAAUGAAAGACAAAGUGAGCAUUCCAGAAUAUGUCUGGCUUGCAGCUUUCUGCAGUGUUCCUGAGGCAUGGUCUUUAGGAGUCAUCAAGUCAGUUGGAGAUGCAGAUAAUCUGGAACAGGUCACUUUGGAAGAACUGGAAAGUAGGUUGCCCAGUGGUGUAAAGUUAUUCUCCAACCAGUGUGGAGAAGGAGCUGUGUCUGCUGAACAAAGAACAUCUGAAUCUGCCACCCAAACAGAGGACGAGGGUCCCGCUAGGCCAGGAGCCUUUUCUAGGUUCUUUCAGCUCCUUUUCUGCAUCACCUACGAGAUUGUGAACAACAUCUUGUGCCUAGUGUGGUUCCUGGUCAAGCAAGUCCUUAAUUUAGUUUUUGGAAGACUGUACUGGAUCUGGACUGCAGCCACCACCUACAUUUUUGCUCUGAGCAAAGUUUUGCUGAACAUCCCAUGUGAUGUCCUCAGAGUUCUCGCAAAUAUCCUCUGUGGCUUUGUUCGCAUUCUUAACAAUGUGUUUUCUGCUGUCUGCCUCCUACUUAGGCUGCCGACAAGGUUCCUGUGUGACAUGGCCAGUUUCCCAUAUUAUACAGUUUGUGCCAUCCCAGACGUGGGCAUUGACAUACUAAGUGGUAUCUGGGGUGUAGUCGCUUUGGGUUUCCAUGCUGUGUUUGGCGCAUUUGGGGGCUCAUUCUCGGUGGCUUCCUUUGCAGGCAGCAGUUUUUUCUCAAAGUUAUUUGGACAGUCUGAGGGUUAUGAAAACGAACUAGUCUCACUAACCUAGAACCGCAACCAUACUGCUGAUUGAUGUGCUAGCACUUUCCUGCAAGUCAUUUGAAUUUUCUGCGGGAACUAGACCAAAUUUGCUUUUCUUUUAAUCCGAAUAUUGUAAGUCCGCAGGGGUUAAACAUGUUUUAGGUGCCACGAACACUCUGGCUUUUCAGUAUAUUAAAUAGGAACAACCAGCUAGCUUUGGAUCUCAUCAUCAGAUUUGGAAAUGUUGUUUACGGUCACCUGUAUGACUGAGUUUCUGUAUAUUUCUAGACCGAGAAUGGCUGUAAAAUUUGGCUUGUGCAAUGGUAGUUUGAAAUACACUGUUCGAAAAUCUAACUAAUACAAAUCUGUAUAUAUGGUACAUGCAUUGGGAAAGGCCAUGGUGAGCCGGGAUUGGAAUAAUGAGCCAGAUAACUUGGUAAUGUUUUAGGAGAAAGGGUUUUGACUUGACUUUGCAUCGCCUGUUAUAAUUUAUUUUUAGAA
Messenger RNA from Nanorana parkeri, 1826 nucleotides. RefSeq names its product endonuclease domain containing 1 (gene ENDOD1). Lineage: Eukaryota; Metazoa; Chordata; Amphibia; Anura; Dicroglossidae. Gene Ontology annotation, molecular function: metal ion binding; hydrolase activity; nucleic acid binding. The record is from RefSeq and is a predicted model, not a curated record. The transcript is spliced from 2 exons. The coding region runs from base 1 to 1353 and encodes 450 amino acids.